GUUCCCACUGCCUUUUUCGCCUUUUGUUAUUUAUUUGCACCAGCAUUGUGUUGUCUCCGAAGCCGCCUCAUGACCAGCCGAGGGAUUUCACUUCGUCCUUGAGAGAGAGAGAGAGACAGAGAGCAAGAGAGAGCGAGAGAGGGAGCCAGAGGUUGGGGUGGGGGGGGGUGGAAGAGAGAGAGAGAAAGAGAGAGGGACAGGCGCGCACACACACACACACGCGCGCGCACACCCCACACAAACACACCCCGACACAGACACACACACACACAGAGUGCAAAAGGCGAGCCGCCCCAUCCCGUCUCCAGGGUCCUCCGGGGGCCCCCCCCCGCCGCUGCGCAUCCCGCGUCAGAGGAGCGAUUAACCAGACCCGGUAAGACACUCUGACCUGUUGUGGUAUCAAGAUCUACUUCUGGAGGAUCCUAAGAAGUCUUGGACAAGCCUCCCACAUGUGGCAGGUGCUGUACUGGCUGCUGUUGACCCAAAGAUGAUGACAAGGAGGAUGCCCCUGCCCACAAGAAGUUAGCAAGCCGAUAAGGACUGAGUGAAGAGGACACACAGGGGAAGAAGACACUUGCCCCGGCUAGUCGCUGUCAUCUUCACAAGCUACAUUCAUAGAAACGGAGAGAAACUCAAUUGAAAAAAAAAAUGGCUUCAUAAGAUCCAGCUGUAAGUGUGACAAGAAGCCAAGAGUAGCAAGGACGGGAAGCAGAGAGAGUGACCUGCAGCUCACCAGGAUGUCUUCCAAGCGACCAGCCUCUCCGUAUGGGGAGACAGAUGGAGAGGUAGCCAUGGUGACAAGCAGACAGAAAGUGGAAGAGGAGGAGAGCGAGAGGCUCCCAGCCUUUCACCUUCCCUUACAUGAAGUCGAUGGCAAUAAAGUUAUGUCUUCAUUAGCCCCAUACAACUCAUCUACCUCACCUCAGAAGGCAGAAGAAGGUGGGCGACAGAGUGGCGAGUCCGUGUCUAGCACAGCCCUGGGGACUCCGGAGCGGCGCAAGGGCAGCUUAGCGGACGUGGUGGACACCUUAAAGCAGAGGAAGAUGGAAGAGCUCAUCAAGAAUGAGCCGGAAGAUACCCCCAGUAUUGAAAAGCUACUCUCAAAGGACUGGAAAGACAAGCUCCUGGCAAUGGGAUCAGGGAACUUUGGAGAAAUAAAAGGGACUCCCGAGAGCCUUGCUGAAAAGGAACGGCAGCUCAUGGGGAUGAUCAACCAGCUGACCAGUCUUCGAGAGCAACUCCUGGCUGCCCACGAUGAGCAGAAGAAACUGGCUGCAUCACAGAUAGAGAAACAGCGCCAGCAGAUGGAGCUGGCCAAGCAGCAGCAGGAGCAGAUCGCGAGGCAGCAGCAGCAGCUUCUGCAGCAACAACACAAAAUCAACUUGCUUCAGCAACAGAUCCAGCAGGUUCAAGGUCAACUGCCGCCAUUGAUGAUCCCCGUGUUCCCUCCUGACCAGCGGACGCUUGCUGCAGCUGCCCAACAAGGAUUCCUCCUUCCUCCUGGCUUCAGCUACAAGGCUGGGUGUAGUGACCCUUACCCUGUUCAGCUGAUCCCAACCACCAUGGCAGCUGCCGCAGCAGCGACCCCAGGCUUAGGCCCACUCCAGCUGCAGCAGUUCUAUGCUGCCCAGCUAGCCGCAAUGCAGGUUUCUCCAGGAGGGAAGCUCCUAGGCCUACCCCAAGGCAACCUUGGUGCUGCCGUGUCUCCUACCAGCAUUCACACAGACAAGAGCACAAACAGUCCACCACCCAAAAGCAAGGAUGAAGUGGCCCAGCCACUGAACCUAUCAGCUAAACCCAAGACCUCGGAUGGCAAACCACCCACCUCACCCACCUCUCCCCACAUGCCAGCUCUGAGAAUAAACAGUGGGGCGGGCCCCCUCAAAGCCUCUGCCCCAGCAGCAUUAGCUAGUCCUUCAGCAAGAGUUAGCACAAUAGGUUAUUUAAAUGACCAUGAUGCUGUUACCAAGGCAAUCCAAGAAGCUCGACAGAUGAAGGAGCAACUCAGGCGGGAGCAGCAGGCUCUGGACGGGAAGGUGGCCGUAGUGAAUAGCAUAGGUCUCAACAACUGCCGGACAGACAAGGAAAAAACAACACUGGAGAGUCUGACUCAGCAACUGGCAGUUAAACAGAAUGAAGAAGGAAAAUUUAGCCAUGGAAUGAUGGAUUUCAAUAUGAGUGGAGACUCAGACGGAAGCGCCGGAGUUUCAGAGUCAAGAAUUUACAGGGAAUCUAGGGGACGUGGGAGCAACGAGCCCCACAUAAAGCGUCCGAUGAAUGCCUUCAUGGUGUGGGCAAAAGAUGAACGGAGGAAAAUCCUUCAGGCUUUUCCUGACAUGCACAAUUCCAACAUCAGCAAGAUACUGGGAUCUCGCUGGAAAGCUAUGACCAACCUAGAGAAACAGCCAUAUUAUGAGGAGCAGGCCCGCCUCAGCAAACAGCACCUGGAGAAGUACCCGGAUUAUAAGUACAAGCCCAGGCCGAAGCGCACCUGCUUGGUGGAUGGCAAGAAGCUGCGCAUCGGGGAAUACAAGGCCAUCAUGCGGAACCGGAGGCAGGAAAUGAGACAGUACUUCAACGUCGGGCAACAAGCACAGAUUCCCAUCGCCACUGCUGGAGUUGUGUACCCUGGAGCCAUCGCCAUGGCGGGAAUGCCAUCCCCUCACCUGCCCUCAGAGCACUCGAGUGUGUCCAGCAGCCCAGAGCCCGGGAUGCCCUUGAUCCAGAGCACUUACAGCGUGAAGGGAGAGGAACCUCACAUCAAAGAGGAGAUCCAGGCAGAGGACAUCAACGGAGAGAUUUACGACGAGUAUGACGAGGAAGAGGAUGACCCAGAUGUAGAUUAUGGGAGUGACAGCGAAAACCAUAUUGCAGGACAAGCCAACUGAUAAGGGCCAACAGACUGUGGUGUGGUGAGCUGAGGACUUAAAGAAGCCCUAGCUGGUCCAUCCUUACCAGUGGCCAAGCACAUUAACUUUCUCAUACACUGACUGUUAUUUUAACUGUUAGUCUUAAAUAGUUGGGACGUCAGCUGACAAAUAGACCUCAGCCUCAAAAGGCUCGGAAAGGAAACAAUUUCCAAGCAGACAACAUCAACAAGAGAUUGAAAUAAGCUAUGGGUAAAACAAAGCCAGUAACUCAGCUGCUAGACCCCAGCACUGAAGUCUCACCCGUCAACUUUUUUUUUUUUUUAAUAAACUUUAUGGCUGUUUGUUCUAUAACUAGAAAUUCUCACUCAGGUACACAGUGCCAACAAGUGGCUUGUGAAUGUGUUUUGUUGUUUUGUGCUACAAUUUUUAAAAAAGAAAUAAGUUUUGUUUUGUUUUGUUUGGGGGGGAUGGUUCUGGGUUUUUCUUUUACCUUCUUUCUCUUUUUUUUUUUUUUUUAAUCCUUUGUGAUUGUUGUCUUGCACCUGACAGAAAGAGGGAGAUGGGCACUUGGGUCCCUCUGCCCUUUCUCUCUUCUGCUUUAAAGAUGGGGUCCCGUGUGUGAGGGUGGGGGGGAGAGAGGAAAAAGAGAGCCUGUUUUUGCCUUCCUUGGUUCUAUACCACACAAUCAGCAAUCAUUUCCUUUAGAGACCUCUUACUCUUGCACACAACACUACAUCUUUAAGCAAGUGCCAAAUCCAUACUGAAGCGAUCACCAAGUUCAUUUUCUACCCCUUCCUUACUCCUGCUCCUUCUUAAGUUGGGACAGUGUUAAACCUUGGACAGUCCCUGGAAAGAGCUGAUACACCAGCAACUGGUGAGAUUGAUUUUUUUGUAAUGGAAACUGUAGGUGCCGUUCUCAGGUGAAAAGAGAGAGAGAGAGAGACAUAGAAAUUUAGAGGAAAAAUAUUUUCUGAUCUUGGAUUUCUGUGUGUGUAUGUGUGUGAUUAUGGUACAUUAGAUACAUUCCUAUUAGGGAAUAAUGUUGGGCCAUUGAAAGCAAAACCCACAUGUGGGAACGGAAUCCCACCUCUCCUAAGCAAGUGGUCUAGAAUAGCAACCUUGACCUUGACCUUGACCUUGACUUUGCACUUCUAGUGACAAUGGAACUAAACGUAGGGCUCAGAAAUUCUAUUUUUCAGUGUCAAGAAUGUUUCUUAUUGGGUGGACCUGGUGGCCCUGUGUCAUGGACAUGUGCUUGGCAAACAUGGAAGCUACCAACCAAAUGCUUCCUGAGGUCCCUUUCUUCCUGGACAAUUUGCUUCUUCUAAUGUUUGCUACUUAGUGGUGUGUGUGUGUGUGUGUGUGUGUGUGUGUGUGUUUCCUGUUGAAACUUUGAGUAAAACAAUCAUUGUUUUGACUGAAUAUAUUUGGCCAUUUUUCAGAGAUACAGAAUUAGGGUGUGUCUCCCCCAUUCCAUCUUUUCCCAAUUGGGAAACAGAACUGGUAGUUCUGUAGGAUUUUCGUUUCAUCUCUCCAUGCAAUGAGGUCAGAGGCUGCAUUUCACAAACGGGGGCCAUGUGUAUGCCCUUCCAUAAGAACUAGGAUUUGGUUACAGUUCACUGUAGCACACAAAGGGGAGGCUGGCCGAGCACAGACCCUUACUACUGUAUGGUCCUUCACGGUAAUUUGAGUCUGCUAAAGAUCAAUUGCUCCUGCCAGCAGACUCCUUGCUGGGACUAACAGCCAAUGGUGACAGGACUCGUGAUACAGAUGUCACCAACCAAAGGGCCAAGGCAGGGGUGGGGCCUGGAGAAACAAACACAGAGUCACUUCAGGUCACUCACCAUGGUUAGUGUUUAGUAUCAGUCAGUCAGCACUGUAGCCAGUGGCCUGGAUGGAUAUGUUACACUGUAGCCAGUGGCCUGGAAAUGUUACAGUAUUCAAUCCCUUUUUCAAAUUGCCCCACCAAACACUGCCCUUAAGUUUGAUUUUCCCCCCCGGCACAACUAAGCAAAAACAACAAAAAAAAGUAAAGAAGAAAAAUCCUUUUUGUUUUUCUCUCUCUCAAAAGUCUUGCUCUGGGGUUUUGCUUGGAGGAGCUGAUCAUACCUGCAUGUCAGAGGUUUGGUUCUGUUUUCUGUUUGUGGUUUGUUUGUUGUUUUUAUUUUUUUAAUGACUGUAUUUUCCUUUGAAUUGCCUCUUUUUGCUAGUGUUGUAAAAUGAUGAUAAAAUAAUAAUAAUAAUAAUAAUAGUAAUAAUAAUAAUAAUAAUAACAGUCAGCUGUUCCCAGAUUAGUAAAUUAUGUAUAAUUUAUUUUAUUUCUCCCUUUCUAUUUUAUUCUGCUCUGAUUUGGAAGUACAGCCAGUAAGCUGUUAGGUAUUUAAAGCUAAUUUCUCUUUCCAGCUCUUACACACAUGUACACACAUACAUGUAUGUGUGCAUAUGAUACACAUAUACUCAUCCACACACUUGCUUCUCCAUCCAUAACUUCCUCUGUGUUAACAGUCUUGGCCCCGGUAGUGUCAGUUCUGGUGUUUAAUAUGAAGGGGUGAAUUAGUAGGAGGGUUGUGUUCAAUCUUAAUUAACUUAUGUUCUUUUCUCUCAUUUUAGUUAUUUAAUUACCAAUUAUCUAGAGCCAAUUUUUUGUUUUUGUUUAUUUUGUUUUGAAGCACUCUGAAUAAGAGAAAAAAAUAGACACUUGUUUUUAUACCAUUAUAACAUACAAUGUGAAAACAGAUUUAUUAAAAAAAAAAUGUUUCUCUGUGUCUGUUAACAAACCCUCCUGACUGAUGUGGGUUUUCCAUUUAAGUGUGCUGGGUUCUGAUCUCACAGCACAUUCUAGACAAGCCUGCUUUUCCUUUCUUGACCUUGGGCAACAAGAAUACUUUGUUUUAGCUCCAGGUAGAUGCUACUGAAGGCAUCCAUGGCCAAAACCCAUUCCGACACAGUGCUAUCUGAGCAGGCUCUCUCUUUGGUCGGCAUUUGUUUUAUUUGAAGGGAAACAAAUUGUUCAUGGUGACUUGUAGCAGCCGAAACUCUCCAGUUUAGUUGAGUUUUAUGUCUAUGAUUGAACUGUGCCCAGAGAAAACCACAAAGCAAGUCCAUAAUAUGUCCUGUCAUAGUCUGUCCUGACAUUUUCUUCAGUGGAUGUUGAGUUUGCUUUGCCCAAGAGUUUUCCCUGGGGGACAACAAAAAUAAAGGUAAUUCUAUUCAUGUCUAAAGUGCACUGAAGUCACUUAGGGGAAAAAAAAAAGGUGCUUUUAAUAGCAACUGUGUUAACACUUUGCCCUUUGGGCCCUUGAUUGGAUGAUGAUUUUUGUAAAGGAUCCUAAAACCUUAUAUUCUUUUGUGUGCCACACAAUGACCAAAUAAGAUACGGUAGAGGAAAUAAGACACAACAAAAAGAUCAAAGGUAGCAAACUGAAUACCACCUUCCUCUCCCCUGCCUAUCUGAUCAAGCCACGCCCCCACCCUCCUUCCUUUCCCCUGCCUGUCUGUUCAAGCCACGCCCCCACCUCCUUCCUCUCUGGUCUGUUCAAGCCACACCCCUUCUCCCCUCAUCAUCCCUGCCUUUAUAACACCACCGAAAAAUAAUACUGCCAGUUUCUCCCUUUUAUAUUUGUAAUUGGUACCUCUUAAAAUAGUCCAGUUUGAUAUAAAUCUAAGAAAAAUAUUCACCAGAAAAGAAGUGGGUUAAGGUUGUUAGUAAGUUAAUGAUAAUUUGGUUAGUUACUACAAUCAGGAGAAACACACACACACACUAGUGUAUUUUUGCUCAGAUUAAUCAAAUGAACUUUAAAAGUUCAUUUGGUAUCUAGCUAAGAAUUACCUUUGUGUAAAACACCUCCCAAUAAACAUAGUUAUCAUGGUUGAAGCCAAAUUUUCCCAUAGGGAAUGAAUAUUAAGGUGUAAAGUGUUGUUUAAUGAGGUCACUUCAUAUAUUUGAUUUCUGAAGUACAGUCACCUUAGUUCACAUAAAGGAAGUUAUCUCUACCAUUUUAUGGCCCCUCUCUAGAUAUUUUCUUAAUGCACAAGCUGAUACUGUUCUCAGAGGAAUCCUCUUCUAUCUCAUUUAAAAACAUAAGAAAGAAUUAGACUUUCCUUACUCUAAAGGGUAAAUUAUUGAAUUGUAAUAACUGUAUAUUUACAAACAGGUUUAUAAAAUAUUUGUCUAUCAAGUUAAUAGUGAAGUAAAACUUUAGGAGGUCUGAAAGAAAAAAAAAAAACCACAAAACCCACUUAAAGUGGCUGAGCUCUCUCUGUCUUGUAGGGCACAGGCAUUUAUUUAGCCAGGUUUAUACAGUAUUUAAUUUUGAAGUUCUGCAGGUUCAAGGUGAUGCGUGUUUAGUUUCCUACUGACGGCCCCCCGUCUGCCCCAGUGUGUCUGUCGCUGGUCCACUAAGACAGUAUUUAUUCAGCUCCCCUGGCUCGAACGCACUUAGUCUUUCUAACAGUUUGAAUUUCACAAGUGAAAAGGUUUUGUUUGUUUGUUUGUUUUUUUAAAUGAUUAAAAAAUAGAAAAGAGACAAUCAAUGCCUGGACUUAAAACAAAGUAUGUGCAAACCACCAUCUCACUUGAAAUUUAAUAAAGUAAAAAAUUGUGUAAAUAUAACAUAGAGUUAUAGAUUUCUAUUUUGUUCAUAACACAUAGUGUAAUAUAAGUUGUAUAUUUUCAUGUUUUUGGUUUUAUGUUAUCAUUCAUGCCACAAUAAGAAUAAAACAGGAGUUUGUGUACUCUUGGGGAAAAAAAAAACAAAAAAACAAAAACAAGAUGUGGGCUCCCAGCAACCUGUUUUUUGCUUUUCUGUUUUUGUUUUCUUUUCCUUUUGUUUUGUUUUGUUUUGCAUUCCCUUUUUCAGUAUUACUGCCGUGCAAGGCACCAAUAAAAACAGCAAAUGUGUUCUUUAUGAUUA
This is a messenger RNA of Cricetulus griseus (Chinese hamster), 7783 nucleotides long. The record is from RefSeq and is a predicted model, not a curated record. NCBI's taxonomy places the organism in Eukaryota, Metazoa, Chordata, Mammalia, Rodentia, Cricetidae.